Molecule: messenger RNA, 2563 nt
Organism: Ixodes scapularis (black-legged tick)
Lineage: Eukaryota; Metazoa; Arthropoda; Arachnida; Ixodida; Ixodidae
Product: homeobox protein goosecoid-like
Exons: 3
Coding region: 96-533 (145 amino acids)
Biological process (GO): regulation of transcription by RNA polymerase II
Molecular function (GO): RNA polymerase II transcription regulatory region sequence-specific DNA binding; DNA-binding transcription factor activity, RNA polymerase II-specific
Source: RefSeq, a predicted model, not a curated record
GAUGUCAAAGCUACCGGACAAUUUCAGGCUACGGCUGUUCGGAGGCCUGCGAUCUGCGCUUGGUGCCCUCGACGGGGUCCCAGGCCCCGGCCUACAUGGACCCGAGCUGCGUCGUGGGACUGGCCCUGGCGGCGUCGGCGGCUGCGUCGGGCGUCGGCCACCGGCGGAAACGCCGGCACCGGACCAUCUUCACCGAGGACCAGCUGGAGCAGCUGGAGGCCGCCUUCCUGCGGACCCACUACCCGGACGUUGGGCUCAGGGAGGAGCUCGCACUCCGCGUGGACCUCAGGGAGGAGAGGGUCGAGGUCUGGUUCAAGAACCGUCGAGCCAAGUGGCGGAAGCAACAGCGCGAAGAGCAAGAGCGACAGCGACGACUUCAGGAUCAAGUUCAAGGGGCCAGUGGGGGACGCCAGUCCUGCGAUGAAGGGAAUCGACAUCUGGUGGCCGCUGACGACGAUUCCGACGGCGCCAGCAGCCACGGCGGCCGAGGAACGCCCGAAGACUCGGACGGGGACAACAUCAUCGUCGCCUGACCGGGGCACCUUUACGCACGUCUUUGACUCGGCGACUGGUCUUGAGGUGCUCCCUGCUAUGAUGAACAGGAUGCUUUUGUGCAACUUCAUCCAUCGUCGCGUCACCUGCCCGUGGCACCAUUACCGCACGUAUUUCUGUGACUUGGCUAGUGGUCUUGAGGUACUCCCUGCUAUUAUGGACAUGAUGAUUUCGUGGAACUUCACAAGGUAACGAUCGUCACGUGCUUCUAGAAACGACGUUUACGUCAUGGCUGCGCGCGAGUCUUAUAUGUGUGAUGACGAAACUCCCUAACCGCACGUCGUCCACGGAAUGUCACGUGGUUCACUAUAGGUUUAGGCUUAUCCAUUUAGUGCAAUGUGGUAAUGAAUGUUCAAGGCGUCGUCAUGUACGGGGGGAACAUAUUAAUGUAAGAACGAUAUUUUAUUUAGCUACAGUUGAAUCGUUUGUUUAUGAAACAAGUGGUAUAUUUCUGGUCGCGUAUUGACGGCUGGACCUGAGAUCCACAGCGCGUGAAUACCACAUCCUGGAAUGUCGCUCGCACACGGGACAUUACAGGAUGCGGUAUUUACGUUGUUGAUCCCUACAAGACUAAAGCCCCUGUACUCACGACCAUUUAGUGCAAUCCUGUCGUGAGCAUCCACAAGACAUUGGAAGGACCUCCACGCCCAUGUGAACGUUGAGGUUUCUAAACUCUUGUUUUCUGUUCUUACCCUACCGGAUCACUGAACAGCAAGUCAGCGACAUAAAACGAACGGCAAAAUCAAAGAAGUAGAUCGUAGUAAAAUCACAAGGUUCCCAGAAUCCGCAUAGGCAAGAAGAAAGCAGACGCAAUACAUCUUCGAGCUCGCUAGCCAACUGUUGCAGUCCGUUUCACGUUGUGCGCUGGAUUCUCAAACACGCUGCACAAGUUAGGCGUGGACUUCCCAUAUACCCAUGCUAAAAUCUCAAGACAGUCACGAGCAAAUUUGAAAAUGUCUGCAUUAUAUAUCGCGAUGUGCGUCAACUGGCUGGUACGGCGAUUAAACGAUUAGAGCCUUCCUAUGUAUACAGUAACUGACACUCAAGAAACGGCGAAUCUUGAUCCCACCUUCUGGAACCCUGAAGGGCAGCUAUACCAAUGGCACUUCGACUGACUGUGAACUCACACCUUAAGCGAGUCGAACUCGUGCGCAGCACGUUUAAUUCUGCACGGGCUCGAAGGGGAGCGAUGAAAAAGCGAGCUUAUGGCUUCUCUGAAGGCUGUCUGCGACUGCAACCGCGUAGCUCGCAACACCAGCAACGAUCUAACUUGUGCUGCAGGGCGUGUAUUUUGCCGAGUCGUUACAUAAUCAGAAUAAAUAAAACCGAAAAAAAAAAGUUUACACGGAUGACUAUAGAAGACGCUCAGCACUGUGUUUGUGUCUUCUACUCGUCCUUCUGCUUUUUUACUAUUUUAUUUAUUUUAAUUUUGUGUUCUCUUGACAUGCUGACUCCGCAAUUGUGUGCCAAGGCAUAACCUCGCAGAUGUGAUACCUUGACACACAUAAAAUGCACAGUCUCCUAAAUGUGCCAAGUAAUCCUGUUUCUGCACUCAAGGUGGUACAGUGCCAAAGGUCCGCGGAUUCCUCAGGCUUUUUCAGACAUGCUCUUGAAGCUUCUGGAAGGCAACCAUUACAGGUUGCCUGGCUCUGAAAAAGUGUACAAGCCGUGUUUUGGGUCAAAAUAACCGAAUGUUCGCAUCGCGAACAGCGUCGGGACCAUGCAAUAAAUACAGAACACGAACUAAGCGCGCGGACCGUGUUUGCGCUUAUUCUGUCAUGCUAACUCCUCUUCUGUCCUGGAUCUUCGUGCAGAUGCCUGCCUUCAAAUAGGUAACCGUGCCGUUGGUACGACGGACACUCGCAUUCUGCGCAAAAGAAAGUAAAUAAUAAUAAUAAUAAUUUCAUUAGCAAAAACUGCAGCACAUCAGUCGUGUUCCUAAUCGAAUUGACGGCACCACAAAUCUCGUCGUGAAAGUUUGUUUGUUUUAAGGCUUUACUAUUUAUUAAAA